CCGGGUCCCUGGUGCUGUGAGGCAGCAGUGCUAACCACUGAGCCACCGUGCUGCCCCUAAGGGCUUGAACGGGAUUUGAACUCGGGACGUCUCGCACAUCCACAACGCACAACACCCAAAGUGAAAAUCAUGCCCCUAGACCAACGAGCCAAUGAUUUUGUCUGGUUUGAAAACCGCAUUUGGAAGUUGGGAUGUUUGUAAUCGUGCUUAGAAUAAAUGUAGAUGGUUGAAGUUAUUGGAGAUCAAUCAUCUCAUCCCAGAACAUUAUUGCAGGAGUUCCUCUGUCCUUGGCCCACCCAUCUUUCGCUGCUCCAUCAAUGAUCUUUCCUCCUACAUAAUGCUAAUGUAGUGUUGUUUGUCAAUUAUUGCACAAUGCUCAGAACUAUUACUGACUCCUUGGACACCAAACCAGUCUGUCUGUAUGCACAUGACCUGAACAAUAUUCAGACAAAGUAGCAAAGUAACACGUUACCCAUGUGCCAGGUAAUAACCGACUUCAACAAGAAAGAAUCCUCCCCACUUGCCUGCCCAUAUCAACAUUUUAUCAAUAUUGAUUGAAGCUGAACUGAACAGCCAUAAAAUAAUAAUGUGGCUAUGAGCUCAGGUCAAAGACUGGGAAUUAUCAAGUUGGGCAAGAUGGUAGCAUUACCGGACUAAAAAUCCAGAGGCCCAGAUUGCUGCUGUGGGGACAUGGGUUUCAAGUGUCACUGGGAAUCAUUUAGGGGACAGCGAUCAUGUGUUGUAAGCUUUAAGAUGACUGUGGAAAAGAACAAUGAACAAUCCAAAGUAAAAAUAAUUACCUGAGGGAGACCUUCAGUAAGGUAAGGAUGGAGCUGCUCUGAUAAAUGGAGCCAACAAUUGACAGGAAAACCUCUAGCUUGACAAUGGCUAUCUUAAAGGUAGAGAUGAUAUAUUCCCUCAAAAGGGAAAGAUAAGGCAAAUAACAUUUUUUUCAAGAGUUUGCUUGGUGAGAGAGAAAAUAAUAUGUAGAAAAAGUGCUUAUAACAGGUGCCAGGUUAAAAAAUACAACUGAAAACCAAACUGAAUACAGAAAUCUCAGACGGGUUGUGGAGAAGCAAAUAAGAGGCAAAGCAGGAUUAUGAUAAGAGACCUGCAGCUAACAGAAAAUGCAUUCCAAAAGUCUUCUAAAGGUACGGAAAUAGAAAAAGGGUGGUAACAUAGAAGUAAGUGCAUUUAGGAAUCAAGAAAGAAAUUUGUAUCUGGAGGCCGUCAACAUGGCUGAGGUAAUAAAUGAAUACUUUUUCAUUUGUCAUUACCAAGAAAGCAAAUGUUAUCCAAACUGGGGUGAGAGCAAGAAACACGGCCACAAGAAAGGUUCAAAAUUCUGAGAUAUGAUAAGUUGCUGGUACUUAAAAGUUGAGAAGGCACAAGGUCUGGACAAGAUGCACCCAAGAGUAGUUAGAUUGGAAAUUGCAAGGCACUGGCCAUAAUUCUUCUGUCUUCCUUAGACUAGGGUUGUAUCAGAGAUCUGGAGAAUUGCCAAUAUUACGCCCAUGUUCAUAAAGUGGUGUGCAGAUAAACUGAUAUUUGUAAUAGCAGGGCUUCAGUGGUAGCAUAAUUUAAAGAAACAGUCAUUUUUGAAUGGAAUUAAUAGUUCUGUGUAGACAAAUAAGGGUUAGGUGUGGAGAGCCAGCAUGGAUUUCUUUAAAGAAAGUCAUAUUCAAUUUGCUGGUGUUUUUAGGUGUCAGAGAGGGCUGGUGAGGUAAUGCUGUUGGUGUACAUCCAAAAGGGGUUUGACUAUAUCAAAGUAGAUCUCCUGAAAUAAAAGGGACAGUAGCAAUGUGAAUACAAAAAAAGUAGUAAAAGUGAUCUUAGGAUGAAAGGAAAUGGAAAUUAAGAUGAUAGGGUACCAAAGCAUUUUGUUGACAAUUGUAAGAUCUGCACAUAUAAGCAAUGGUAAGUAUUGUGCGGUUGUUAAUAAUAGAUUGUGGCAACCCUUUGAGUUUACCAGAGAACUAGGUGUGUUAGAUUGAGGUUACCAAUUAGUUAAACAUUUAUGAUUUUCAAGCUAUCCUUCCUAACUGUUGACUUCAGGAGUCAAAUUUCACCUUCUUGGCCAAAACCUGAAUCCUGUGACAAUUGGAGUCACUGAUCUCUCCACCGCAAGAUCUGUGACCCAGGAAGUGAUCUUGUAACUGUCUCUGAAGCUUUCCUCAGUUCUUGUCCAAAUUCAAAUAUCAUGAAAAUACAAGAAAUGGAAAAUGCUAUAGGUGUGGGAAUUCAGAAAUAAAAACAAAAUACUGCAAAUACCUGGCAAAUUAAGCAGUUUGGAGUGAAACAGUCCUUCUGUCAACUGGAUGAAGUUAGAAAUGCUACAUGUUUUAAGCAAGUAGGUGAAGAAAAGAAUAAAAGGUACGUCAGUGGAAGCCAGGAGUGAUUAAAUAACAAAUCUCUUAGAAUAGUUCUGCAUAAAAGAAGGACCUUCUUAUGGUGCCCCAAAGUCCAAAGAAGAUAAAGAUGUUGUAAGAUGAAAUGAUGAAGUUAGUGAAAAAUAAAGGAAGUGGAAAAGGCACAGUCAAAUACUAAGGGGGAAACAUCAUUUAGAAACAAACUAAUCUCUUCAUUUCACACUGGCUGUCAGUCAUUAGUCUGUGGGCAAAACCAUAGCCAAUAAUGGGCCACAUACCUCCUUGAACUUUACACACACUCUUGUGUCUUCAACCCUUGUCAUCCAUCCUGUUUGAAAGCCUCUGUGAAGCUCAGCUCACCACCCUCAGCAGCCCAGUGCACUCACGGCCUACUUGUUGAUGCUAAUACUAAUCAUUUUCCAAAUUAGCUUUCAGAGUACCCUUAAACACUUCUGAGUGCUACCCUGUAACUUUUUUGAUCAGUUUUGAGUAGAGGGAUUUAGCAUUCUGAUGCAGUGGUCUGUACAGUGCAAUUGUCACUCCUAAGUUCAUGUUCAGGUGACAAUCCGUCUAGGUUCCAUAAGUCCUUCUGUUGGCGUGCUGAUGGUAUGUCUGGAGCUUUCUUGGGUGUUAAUAAUAUGUCCCCCAGUUUUUCUUCAGCUGUAAAGGAGUGUCAGGAUGUGGACUUGUAGAGUGCAACCUUUGUGGCCGUUCAUGGGUGGCAACGUUAUUGAAGACUUGACUGAACAGCUGUUUAAAGGAGGAGCUCCCACACUGAAUCCUGCGAAGGUACUAUCACUUGUUUGCAGGAGGCACAGGGUGACUGGUUCACACUUAAAGGUCUCUGAUUUCUUAAGACACAGCCGACAGCAACUGCAUUUGGGAACAUCAGGCCCUGAAACUGCAGAUGUGGAAACACUGCGCCUUGAAGUGAUAGAACUAAGACAGAAAUACGAAUUGCUGCUGGAAGAAAAUAAGGAACUAAAAGCGAAGCUUGCACAGUUCGAACCCCCAAAAGAGGAAGGGCAACCUGAAUAAUAAUUCAAGACUUCCCACAUUAUCAGAAGAAUGCAUGAAAGGGAUCUGAUAAAAUCAUCUGGCAAAUAGUAUUGAUUUUGGAGAAUUGGCACCUAUUCUGGAAGAAAUGCAGCCAGUCAUUUUAGGUUACACAUGCCAAAAAAAAAGUUACUUUCAGCUAAAAAAUUAUGCCAUUGUUAUAUGCCUGUCUGCAAUGCAGCAUUUGGAACUAGAUAUUCAACAGAAUUUUUACUCAAUGCAUUUAAAUUCUACACAAACUUUUGAUUCAGAAAUAGCCCUACAAACCAAUGCAAAUUGCACAUGUUUCAUUGUUGGAUCUUAAGUUUUGUUAAUAUUGGCAUGAUGUUACCAGAUAUCUGCAACAAAUUUCAGUAACCUUCUGUCUCACCAAACAUGUUUGUUAAAGUCAUUUUGCACUUUGUGGGGAACAGUACUGAGCACUCUUGUCUGGCAUAUCCUGUUAGUUUGGGGGACAUGGGGAGGGAUAAGCUAGGGGUUAAUAGCUUUAAGUCACAUUAGGCCAAUAGAAUCUGUAUAUCAGUUCACAAGCCAAACUGAACAAGUGGAACUUGGCAGCAGUCAAGUAUGAAUGUUGACCAUGUUGGAUGGUUUGCUGUCAUUGUGCCAGUAUUUUGGACGAAAUCUGGCAACCAGGCAGUGAUCCAUUAACACGACUGGGCACUGGUGUUGCAGCAGGAGGAAUAUCUUUUCAGCAAACUAUACUAAUGCUGAAAACAGGCCCAUUUGGCUCAAUUAAUGUACAAGUUUUAUUGUUUUUUUUUCUAGUUGUACAGGAGUUCAAUUUUUCCCUUUUUGUAUUUACUGAAUAAAUUUUCUUUGCACGUCA
Rhincodon typus (whale shark) is the source of this 4254-nucleotide messenger RNA. RefSeq lists its product as uncharacterized. NCBI's taxonomy places the organism in Eukaryota, Metazoa, Chordata, Chondrichthyes, Orectolobiformes, Rhincodontidae. Bases 3048 to 3407 code for a protein of 119 amino acids. The record is from RefSeq and is a predicted model, not a curated record. The transcript has 4 exons.